Molecule: messenger RNA, 2234 nt
Organism: Anarrhichthys ocellatus (wolf-eel)
Lineage: Eukaryota; Metazoa; Chordata; Actinopteri; Perciformes; Anarhichadidae
Gene: cpdp
Product: CPD photolyase
Exons: 10
Coding region: 157-1824 (555 amino acids)
Biological process (GO): photoreactive repair
Molecular function (GO): deoxyribodipyrimidine photo-lyase activity
Source: RefSeq, a predicted model, not a curated record
UACAACAAAAACAGUGUGUUACAAAACCUCAUGUAACUGGUUGUGUAAAGAGAAACACGACGCUCGCUAACGUGUUUCUCACAACUUGACUGCUAGCCUUCGGUUAGCUAUAUUUGCAAUAGCCCUUCCAGACAUACUUCACGUUGUAUUCAUUGCAUGUUGCUCUGCGUUUGGAGGAGCACACCUUUCUCGUCUGAACCAAGGAGAUUCUUGAGGCUUGUUGUCCACAGUGAUCAGAGACCUACGUCGGUACUGUCCCCUCUGAUCAAGUCACUCACCAGUCAGAUCAUCAUGUCAGGCAAAAAACGCAAGUCCACAUCCGCUGCUGCGAAACAGCCCAGUGCCAAGCAGCAGAAGUUGGCUCCCAUGAAGGAGGAGAAGAGCAAGAGAGCUGGAGGCUGGCUGGAGGACCUUGUGAAGCAGCACAGGACAGAGAACAAGGAGGUGAAAUUCAACAAAAAGCGCCUCCGCCUUAUAUCUGACACAACCCAGAUAAAGCAGGACUCCAAGGGUGUCCUGUACUGGAUGUUAAGAGACCACAGAGUGCAAGACAAUUGGGCGCUGGUCCAUGCCCAGCAGCUUGCUUUGAAGAAGAACCUUCCUCUGCACGUCUGUGUCUGCCUGGUUGUCCCAAAAUCAGAACUGUCCACUCUGAGACAUUACAGCUUUAUGCUGAAAGGUCUGGAAGAAGUUGCAAAGGAAUGCAAAGCCUUGGACAUCCAGUUCCACUUGCUGCACGGUUCAGCGGGGGACACCCUCCCUGGCUUUGUUUGUGACCGCGGCCUGGGGGCCGUGGUGACAGACUUCUCCCCCCUCAGAGACCCACUGCAGUGGUUGGAGGAUGUUAAAAAGACUCUUCCAAAGGACAUUCCCCUCAUACAGGUUGAUGCCCACAAUAUUGUCCCCUGCUGGGUGGCAUCCCCUAAGCUGGAGUAUGCUGCCAGGACGAUCAGAGGGAAAAUCACAAAGCUGUUGCCGGAGUUCCUCACAGAGUUCCCUCUGGUAGAGAAACACUCCCACACCGCUACAAGAACGGCCAAACCAGUGGACUGGGACAAAACCCUGGCCUCCCUGCAGGUUGACCGAGCAAUAGGAGAGACGGAGUGGGCACAGCCAGGCACCAAGGGAGGGUUGGCCAUGUUGGAGUCCUUCAUUGAUGUACGCCUCAAACUGUUUGACACCAAACGCAACGACCCAAACGCUGCUGCCCUCAGCCAGCUGUCCCCCUGGAUCCGCUUUGGCCACCUGUCAGCCCAGCGGGUGGCGAUGCAGGUUCAGCGCAGUGGGAAGUCUGCAGGUCAUUCUGUCGCCUCCUUCAUCGAGGAGCUGGUUGUGCGCAGAGAGCUGACGGACAACUUCUGCUUCUACAACAAGAAAUAUGACAGCGUGGAGGGUGCGUAUGAGUGGGCUCAGAAGACCUUGAAAGAUCAUGCCAAAGACAAGAGGCCGUAUGUCUACACGCGUGAGCAGCUGGAGAAAUCAAAGACGCACGACAAACUCUGGAACGGUGCUCAGUACCAGAUGGUCACUGAGGGGAAGAUGCAUGGUUUCUUGAGGAUGUACUGGGCCAAAAAGAUUCUGGAGUGGACGUCCUCACCAGAGGAGGCCCUUUCAAUUGCUCUAUACCUGAACGAUCGCUACGAGCUGGAUGGCCAGGACCCCAAUGGCUUUGUCGGUUGCAUGUGGUCUAUUUGCGGCAUCCAUGACCAGGGUUGGGGAGAGAGAGACGUUUUCGGAAAGAUCCGCUACAUGAACUACAAAGGCUGCCUGCGGAAGUUUGACGUCGCCGGAUUUGAGAGAAAAUACUGUCCCAAAAAGCUUUGAAGCAUAAAAAUGUUUGGAAGGAUUAGAAUACAAUGCUGAUGGCCUAAAUCUCUUACAUCUUUACCUCAGCGAGCAUUUGUACAGUACAAACAACAGCAACUGUGCUGACGGAGCUAACUGUUUAACAUGAUCUGUGGUGCUUACUUAUUAAGCUGAAAGAGCUACAUCUUUACUUUGUUUUAUGUUACUUUUAUAUUACUGUUUUAAUUUAAGUAGUUUUUUACACAAAAGAUGCCUUGUUUGAUGUUCGUAUUGCAACAACUGAUUCCACGACUGUUCUUUUCGAGGAUCUCUGAGGGUUGGAGUCUGUCCAUGUUUUCAUACCAAACCCUUUUCUGUUCACUUAUGUCACAGUGUCUUUAUUCAUUAACAGUUCUCCAGCUAUAAAUGCAGCAUAUUUUGCCUUCUUA